AUGUCGAAAGUCCAAAGUGUUGAAAAGAGUGAAAACGAGAAGAUAGCUCGUUUAUGUGAAGAAAUCGAAUGUCUCAAACGUGAUUCGGAAGAGAUUCUUGCCGAGGUCAUCUCUUGUCGCAAAAUUUAUCCCGAAGUGAUGGCUAAAAUGAAGAUGUCAGAAAAUCGGGAGAAGUUUGUUCGUUUGGUCGAGGCACCAUUGAAGUCAAGUCACUUCCAAAAGGCCACCAUUGAUGUAGAACAACUGCAGAAGGACAUCACCAAAGCCGUUGACAAAAACAGAGACAUGUCGAAGAGCAAGAAGGCUCUUGAAAUCGAACUUCAGCAGCUGCGAAGCGAACAUCAGAUGUGGGAACAACAGUGCGAGCGGUUACACGAAAUUGUCAACAGCGCUCCAAUCCACAUACUUCCGGACGACUUUGUCUUGUCUUUGUCGAGAGCAGAGAUUGAGCAGCGUGAUUACGAACUUGCUAAGAAGCUUCAAGAGGAGGAAAACCGUAUGCAAUAUGAGCGGGAAGAAACCGAAGAUACUGCAGAAAAUGAGUAUAAAACUGGUGUUGCGUUAGCGAAACACAAGUACGUAUUGACAACUUGGCCUGUAGUCUGUGUUAGAGGUGCUGGACUGGAAAUGUAUAAUGAUGAAUUGUCCCCUACAUCGCUGAAUUGCGAUGAAAGUGACCCUGUUGAUAGUGAUGAUUAUACUGGGAGUGAAAUGUCAGUAGAAAGCUUGGCCGCAGAGCAUACCGAAAGUGGAACUGAAAUGUCUGACGAAAAUGAGGUGCAGUUUGUCGGAGAUGAAGAUAAUGGCGAUGAAGAACAAUUCGAUAGGGAGCACGAUGUGGAAAACAAUUCCAUUUCCUUUAUCAUGCUUAAGGAUAUUAUCAUAUUUGGUCCUCGUAGCGAAAUGGAGACAAUGCCAUCGCCUGAGUCAGAAAGUGAAGACGAGGAGUCUUUGGAAUCGGCGUCGAUUUCACGCAGGGUGCCAUUCGAUGAGAACUUGAUGCGUUUUCUGCUGCGGAACGAAAUGCAACGACAGUACAAUCUUGAUUUUGGAAUUCCUGUCCUUGGGUGUGACGACGAUGACGACCCUGAUGAUACCGUUGUUAGGAGUGAAGAAUUCGGAAGAUGCACCAUUUGCUUUGAAGACAUUCCCUAUGAUCCCGUUGGAUGUUUAUAUUGCCAACAAAUGAUUGGAUGUCGUAGAUGCAUUAAUCGUUGGUACAGUUGUGGACGUUCUGUAAAUGUUAUGGAUUUGGAUUUCUUGGACGGACAUCAACCUAAUAAUCAUAGACAGUGCCCGUUAUGUAGACAUGAGUGGCUGGAUCAGAUGGAAGUAACGAGCAUGUUUGAUCUGAGGAAUGACUAG
Molecule: messenger RNA, 1365 nt
Organism: Angiostrongylus costaricensis
Lineage: Eukaryota; Metazoa; Nematoda; Chromadorea; Rhabditida; Metastrongylidae
Source: the annotation of a GenBank genome assembly